This is a messenger RNA of Anguilla anguilla (European eel), 2090 nucleotides long. RefSeq lists its product as uncharacterized. The transcript has 3 exons. The coding region runs from base 392 to 1498 and encodes 368 amino acids. The record is from RefSeq and is a predicted model, not a curated record. NCBI's taxonomy places the organism in Eukaryota, Metazoa, Chordata, Actinopteri, Anguilliformes, Anguillidae.
CAGUUGCUCAACAAGCUCAAUGCAGCAGGCAAGAAACUUGAACAUUUUUAUUUGUGAAGAAUAGUUUACUAAUAUAAUUUUUAUCUUGAACUUUGACUCAGACUAAAAGAUUUAUUUUGACAUUUGACUUUCAAUUGAAAGCUGUAAAAUUACAAUAGAAGGCUUUUCCCUCCUCUCUCCAACAAUCACUUUUGCGAUUAUGACAGACUAAUAUUUCAUCAGAAAAAAGAUUUUGCAAUUUGGGAGUGAACUGUGAAGCUUUUAUAUCUAUUGUUUGAGAAGAGUCCUAUUUCCAAGCUUCAAGACUGCUACUGUUUAGAUUUAAAUACUAAUCAAAGAAGUUUCCAGCAGCAUUACAUAAUUUUUCAUCCGAAUAACCUUAUUUAUUGUAAUGCAGAAGGACAUGGCCAAAUCUGAGGUCAGGAUGUCGUCCCACCCACCGGUGGAACUGUUCACAAGAUCACUGGGAUCCCACCCACCAAUAGAACCGUUGAUGGCAACCAACCCUCAAAUGGAACUGUGGGUGGGAUUCGUGAACCACGUGCCCUUGGUGGGCACUUCCGCCAACAUGGUGGACGGCUUCAUUGCGCUGCUCCAGGGAGACCGAAGGACCGCGGAGGCCAAGGGCUAUAAGGGCUUUCUAGAUUCAGCUGGAAUCCAUCAACUGAAGCCAGGGUCCAUCCUUCAGAACCACAAAAGCCAGACAGUAAUCGGGUGCAGCGCCAAAGUAUCCAAAGACAUAAACGACUACAUUAUACAGGCAGUACAAAAACCAGGGGCGAGCGCCGCCAUCACAGCAGCUAAGGCAGCCAAGUCAGGUGCCGAUUUGCGCAAAAACCUUUCCGCAUCUUUCGAGGUACUCAGGGGUAAACUGAAAGAACGUGGUAUAGACCUGGCCAGAGAUGUGAUCCAGGCCCGAAGGUCUAACCGGGGAGAACACGUUUUCAACAACGCCCUGCUGGGGCUAUAUGGGUCCAUAAUCGAUGUGUUCAUUCAAAGACACGUCACAGGCGGUGACAGAGUGACGCUGGUUGGCCGUAUUCCGAACAGCCGGGUUAGUGAUGCCUUUCAAGGGCACGCCCCAGACGGUGAUCACAUCAACCUGACCGCUGCUCAGAGACGAAACAUUAGCACCUGGGUGGUACACAUUCCUGACAAUGUGGUAUAUGUGCCAAUCAACAAUAUCCUGUUUGCAUACAUGACAGAAACCAUCAGCCUCAAUGCUGUUGACUACAUGCAUUUGUUUCGUCUGCAGCAAAUUAAUGAAAACGUGUUGCAUAUUCUUGGUCGCACGGUAGAUUGGAUUAAUACGCAUCGCGUUUAUCUGGACCCACAGGCUGCGGAAAUAUGGUUUACUGAAAACCCAAAUCUCAUUCCUCAGUUUCACACAACUGAAGAUGGAGUGCAGCUAAUGUUGAGGCACCUGGAUCCCCAGAGGUCAACCCUGUUACGUGACUUUGUGAAUGACCUGAGACAGGCAGGUGCAACUUUUUAUUAAUGGAUGUUAGGAGUCCGCCAUCACUUGCAGAUGCAAGUGGACCAGUUCAGAACAGAAGCCUCCUUUCUGCCUUAGUGUUAGAAUUUUAAAAUGCUUCGUGGCUUACCUCAAAACAGCUAAUUAUGUUGUCACAAAAUUAGUUUCUUUCAUAAGUGAUUUUUAUCAUCAAUAUAAAUACAAGCUGUUUAUUUCAAACUCUUGAAGCUCAGUAGAUAUGCUGCAGUGCUUUGAACUUUCGGUUUUGGGAAUACGUUUACUCGGGGUACAGUGGCUUUGGCUGAAUAAUAAUAAUAAUAAUGACCAAAAAUCAGUUCAGGAAGUUUUAUUUCCAAAUUAGUUAUUUAGUUAUUUAUAAUGCAUAUUAGAGGAAAUUUGUAACCACCGCAUAUGUUUCUAAUUGUAUUCUCUUUAGUAAAUCAACUUCUGUGUGAUCUAGUAAUUCUUUAAAGUGUAACCAUGCAUUCAUUUGUCAGUAUAUGUUUUUCUACAAGAUGUCAGAAUGUGUUGCAGAUCCUGCUGGACAAAGUGAUGUAAUUGUUUGGGUGUUGGCGACGUCUUGAAGUGCUUGGUAAAAUAAAUUGUUUGCAAACGA